AUGAAGCUUCUUCUUGCUGAUGAACGAGUGGACCCAAAUCUCCGAGUUGGAAUUCGACGCACCGCCUUACACAUUGCGGUCAGAAAAGGACGUCAUGCUGUUCAGAAACUGUUGGUCGAACACAGCGGCGUCGACCCCGAUUUAAAAGCUGGUCCACUUGGUCGAACACCGCUACUCGAAGCCAUGAAGGCUCCGGCUGAAACCCGCUAUGCCAAAGCCAGCUCGGCCGCUUAUAUUGAAAUACUUCUUGAGUGGGGUGCAAACAUUGAGAAGUUGCUCCUUGAUGCCGGUGCGGACGUACGUGCUGUAGACCGGGAAGGGAGGACAGCCCUGGCGCUAGCUGCUCAGUAUAACAAUUUAGAAACGGUCGAUUUAUUGCUCAGACAUGGUGGGAUAGACCCGAACAUAUGUGACUAUGCGGGCCUUACACCAUUGUUAUCAUUGUUAUCAGCAACGUGCGAAGAUCACUUUGGCGUUAUAUCAGCCCUGGUAAGCUGCGACAGGGUGGACAUCAACCUCCAGGAUGACUUUGGAAACACUGCAUUACACUAUGCAACGCACCGCACCUGCACACGCUCGGUCAAAAUAUUACUCGAAAGGGAGGAAGAUGAUGUACAUAUCAAAAAUAACGUUGGUCUAUCGCCUAUAGCACUGGCGGCAACCCGAGCUACGCCGCUUAUGGUAGCCAUCAAAAAUACCUCUAUUGUUAAAUGGCUACUUUCAAUGAAAACCGUUGACGUCGAUGCAGAAAAUGACCCAGGUAUGACACCAUUGAAAUGGGCAAGUGAAGCGAAGGAUCAGUCCAUAGUUGAGCUCCUCCUCGAGAAAAUGGACAUUGAUACUCUCGCCGUUUGUUACACGCAGUGA
Messenger RNA from Trichophyton rubrum CBS 118892, 867 nucleotides. RefSeq lists its product as uncharacterized. Gene Ontology annotation, cellular component: ciliary inversin compartment. Gene Ontology annotation, biological process: protein localization to ciliary inversin compartment. NCBI's taxonomy places the organism in Eukaryota, Fungi, Ascomycota, Eurotiomycetes, Onygenales, Arthrodermataceae. Gene Ontology annotation, molecular function: protein binding. The coding region runs from base 1 to 867 and encodes 288 amino acids. The record is from RefSeq and is a predicted model, not a curated record. The transcript has 4 exons.